This is a messenger RNA of Aspergillus nidulans FGSC A4, 3511 nucleotides long. RefSeq names its product phosphatase family protein. Bases 368 to 3511 code for a protein of 1047 amino acids. Lineage: Eukaryota; Fungi; Ascomycota; Eurotiomycetes; Eurotiales; Aspergillaceae. Gene Ontology annotation, biological process: phosphatidylinositol dephosphorylation; phosphatidylinositol metabolic process. The transcript has a single exon. The record is from RefSeq and is a predicted model, not a curated record. Gene Ontology annotation, molecular function: phosphatase activity.
CGAGGACUUACUGGUCGGCACCAAGGUACUUCCCCGUCAUUGCUGCGCCUCCACUGUUUCCAGGGUCUCCGUCCCCUCGGAUUAUUCGCUAUACUCCGUUAGGCCAGCCGCUAGUAUACCGCGCGUGAUGCUCGGCCAAUUCUCCGGCUCUUGAUCAGUCUCAGUUGCGCUCUAUGUUGGCUCGUGAUGACUGACGGUCACGUUACUCUUUUGUCCUCCUCAUUUCUUUACCUCUCGUGUCUUAGCAUCCUUCCUCCUUAUACGAUCUUCACCGUCGCUUAAAGCGCGGAGCUAGAAUCUGCUUUGAAUAUACUACGGGAACAGACGGGUGAGGAAUGAGUUGAAGCGGAUUCAAAUCGCUUUCAUUAUGUCAGUCAACGAUGAGCAGCGUGGUCCCCAUGUUGGUGAAUACCCAUCCGAUGACGAUAAUCGCGGGGAACCUGCGGAUGCCGGAUUCGACCCUUCCUCCUUUCCGAAUGCCGUCAAAGCGCGGAAAGAAGAAUAUACCCGCCACCGGUCUAUCAAAGUGAAGGUAGGGUCCUGGAAUGUGGCUGCCAUCGCUGGCACGGAGAGAGAUAUCGGGAAGUGGUUUGUGCAAAAGCAAGGAGUAUGCCGACAGCCCUUAUCGGGGUCGCAAAACGGCUCGUCCUCGAAAUCCACGAACUCCGCGGCUGCUGCUCCACUCCUUGAAACACCCCCGGACGAGAUUGGUCUCUAUGUCCUAGGCCUGCAGGAGAUCGUUGAUGUCUCCUCACCUGCGGAAGCAUUGAGACCAUUUGUUGAUCCGGCCCCGGCCAAUCGCUGGAAAAGAGCUGUUGAAGAUGCACUACCACCAGGCUACAGAUUGAUUGCAGAAAUUCAGCUUAUUGGGCUAUUACAACUCAUCUAUGCUGCACCAUCCAUUGCCGAUAGCAUUUCGGCGGUAAGCUCCACUAGUGUCGGUACGGGCUUGCUGGGAUACAUGGGCAACAAGGGAGCCGUCGCGACGCGCCUGCUAGUAGGUGAGACUACGUGUAUCAUCUUCGUCAACUGUCAUCUAGCAGCCGGGUCAGACAAGGCCAGCUUAGAUCGACGGAAUUGGGAUGCCUCUCAAAUCGUCGCUCGAACGAAGUUCGACGCGGUGGAUACUGACUAUACUCUUCGGGAUGCGCCCUGCGAAACAAUUGGGGACGAAGAUUACGCAUUCUGGUUCGGAGACCUGAAUUAUCGCCUGGAGGAUAUCCCUGGCGAUGACGUACGGCAGGUUCUUGCACGGCACACAGAGAACGAAUAUGACAGAAGACAUGCUGCGUUACGCGACGUGAUCGGUUCACCUUCUUCCCCGCACGUUGUCAUCGACGAAAACAGCUCGAGUAACUCGCCUGUAUCAGAGGAACUUCCCAGCGAAUCCGAUGAAGAGCUAGACCCUCAUCAAGAUCCGGCUUCUCUACAAACAACGAUAUCGUCGUUAUUCCCCCAUGACCAAUUACGCAUGCAACAGAAUAAACAGAAAGCUUUCCAUGAGGGCUGGCGUGAGGGCCCAAUUUCGUUUCUGCCCACGUACAAGUACGAUGUAGGCAGCAUGGCGCGGUUUGACACGAGCGAGAAACAUAGAGGACCAAGUUGGUGUGAUCGUAUCCUCUAUCGAUCGCGCAAGGACAAAAUGAGAUACGAAAAGCUGGUUGAAGAAGCCGCCGAGGCUCGAAAAAAGGACGAAGAAAUGAAAGCAAGGGGCCUUGAGAGCGCCGCGGCCGAUGACAACGUUUUGUUCGACUACGAUCCGGACGCCGAUGGUGAAAGCGGUGAUGAGUAUGAUCCGGAUGAUGACCGAAAUAAAGACGACGCCUUGCCGGCUACAAUGUCGGAAGCAGACAGCUCCAUACAGCUAGAUUAUUAUACUUCUCACCAAGGUAUUCUAACCUCAGACCACAAACCGCUGGUUGCUGGCUUUACGCUAGAACUCGACUGUGUGGAACCGAAACUUAAGGCUCAAAUCCACCAGGAAGUUGUUAGGGAGUUAGAUAGGGCCGAAAAUGAGUCUCGACCGGGUCUAACGGUUGUGGUCGACAAUCACAGCAUUGAGCCGUCUAAGUCAAACUCGGACCCAAAUGCUAUAGAUUUUGGGGACGUAUAUCUGGACGCUCCCGUCAACCGGUCACUGACUGUUGCAAACACCAGCAGAGUGCCUGCUACAUUUUCAAUCCAGAAACCAGAGCGUGAUGCUGAUCAAGAGGUAACGUCGUGGCUAGAGUACAGGGUUGAGAAACCUCAUCAUGAUGAAUCUGAAGACUCAAAUCAUUCAGCGCCAUCAAACGAAUGUACGCUCUUGCCUGGGGAGCUAGCCAUGGUUGAAGUCACAAUCUGGGUGCGAGAUAUCCGGUUCGUCCGCUCACUUAACAAUGGACAAUUGAAGCUCGAAGAAAUCCUGGUCCUUCGGGUAAAGGAUGGUAGAGAUCAUUUUAUCUCUACCUACGGGAAUUGGCUUCCUACGGCUUUUGGACGUAGCUUGGAGGAGCUCACUAUGCUUCCCGAGACUGGCGCGCGCAGUCUGGCCGCUCAUCCAACAGAAAGUCAUGAAAGGAAACCAGAAGUGCCGGUCUCCGCUCCCAGGGAGCUUUUCAAGCUGACGGAAGCGAUCACUGAUCUUACGGAACGUGCCGUCGCCGAGUGGGGCAUGGUAAAAGGGGAGGACGACGAGAUGGUCAAGGCUCCAUGGGAGAGAGAGCCACAUGGAUAUGCGUGGCCUUUUAAACCUGAUACCUGGACGCUGAAAGACAAGGAAGCACGUUCGCCGUUGCUAGCAUUUGCUCGCGAGGCCCUGGACACCAACAAACCUUUCAGCCAGGUGUUUGCACCUGAAGUGUCGUCGCUGCAUCGCCUGGAGAUCCUAAGCGAAGUUCUUGUCGCUUUCCUACGCUCCCUGAAAGAUGGGAUAAUCUCGGUUACCGUCUGGGAAAGCCUUGACCAACAAAUCCAAGCACGUGAAAGGGUCAAGCAGCCUCCGCUCUCCUGGGAAGACUCCCAGGCUUGGGUCCUCGAGAGCCUUGCCUCCUCACCAGCCCACAGCGUCUCCUUCACUUUCGUAACCUUCAUGCUCGCACGAAUUGCCAACGAAGUCGCCCCCGUGCCUUCCAUGCCUCCUCUAUCCCAAAGAGAACCAGACCUGAAAGAAAACACAAAAGACACAUCUCAAUCGGAUAAGGACAAGGACAACCAAUCGUCGACAUCUUCCCCAAUAUCCCGAGCCUCAUUCAUCUCUGGCGGGAGUCUCCGUCGAAAGGCCACAAUAUCCGCGUCAUCCGUCUCACUGUCUCCACAAGACAUAACCACUGUGAAUAUGAUCCAACGCCGGCUCGCUGUGGAAAGUGCCAUAGCCACUUUUUUUUCGUCUGUGAUUAUAUCUUCUGAUGUUCCAACCCCUUCCAAGGAUAAAGAGAGACGGCUCCUGGAGGACCGGAAGCGCAGCAUUAUCGAGCCGUUCUUGAAAGCUGUUGGGGUAGAUUAUUAUGGUCCUUCCGGCGGUGCGCCGUGA